Sinocyclocheilus grahami is the source of this 2205-nucleotide messenger RNA. Its product is annotated as kinesin light chain 1-like. The record is from RefSeq and is a predicted model, not a curated record. Gene Ontology annotation, cellular component: cytoplasm; kinesin complex. Gene Ontology annotation, molecular function: kinesin binding. Gene Ontology annotation, biological process: microtubule-based movement. NCBI's taxonomy places the organism in Eukaryota, Metazoa, Chordata, Actinopteri, Cypriniformes, Cyprinidae. Bases 107 to 1744 code for a protein of 545 amino acids. The transcript has 12 exons.
GCGCGUGUGCGCAUGCGCACUGUCACAUCCACAGCGGACAUCUUGGAAUUAAAGGGGCGCCGAGCGAAUCCUGACAAAAACGACGAUUCCAGGCCUCUGUGAGAUCAUGUCCAUGAUGUUGUCCCCUCGUGAUGAGAAGCUGGAGAAGCUGUCGCAGGAGGAGAUCAUCUCCAACACCAAGCUGGUGAUCCAGGGUCUGGAGGCGCUGAAGAACGAGCACAACUCCAUCCUGCACAGCCUGCGGGAGACCAUCAAGUGUCUGAAGAAGGACGAGGAGGCCAGCGUGGUGCACGAGAAGUCCAGCCUGCUCAGGAGAUCUGUGGAGAUGAUCGAGCUGGGGCUGGGCGAGGCUCAGGUGAUGAUGGCUCUGUCCAAUCAUCUGAACGCGGUGGAGUCGGAGAAGCAGAAGCUGCGCGCUCAGGUGAGGCGUCUCUGUCAGGAGAACCAGUGGCUGCGAGACGAGCUGGCAAACACACAGCAGAAGCUGCAGAAGAGCGAGCAGAGCGUGGCACAGCUGGAGGAGGAGAAGAAGCACCUGGAGUUCAUGAACCAGCUCAAGAAGUACGACGAGGACGUGUCUCCUUCGGAGGAGAAGGACGGUGAGCCGCCCAAGGACUCUCUGGACGAUCUCUUUCCUAACGAUGAGGAGGAACACACUCAAGGAAUGCAGCACCAGCACAACAGUGCGGCGGUGGCGGCGGCUCAGCAGGGCGGGUACGAGAUCCCGGCGCGGCUGCGGACGCUGCAUAACCUGGUGAUCCAGUACGCGUCUCAGGGCCGCUACGAGGUGGCUGUGCCGCUCUGCAAACAAGCUCUGGAGGAUCUGGAGAAAACCUCGGGACACGACCACCCCGACGUGGCCACCAUGCUCAACAUCCUGGCACUCGUGUACAGGGAUCAGAAUAAAUAUAAAGAGGCGGCUCACCUGCUGAACGACGCUCUCUCCAUCAGAGAGAAAACACUGGGCAAAGACCAUCCUGCUGAGGAGAAGGACGGUGAGCCGCCCAAGGACUCUCUGGACGAUCUCUUUCCUAACGAUGAGGAGGAACACACUCAAGGAAUGCAGCACCAGCACAACAGUGCGGCGGUGGCGGCGGCUCAGCAGGGCGGGUACGAGAUCCCGGCGCGGCUGCGGACGCUGCAUAACCUGGUGAUCCAGUACGCGUCUCAGGGCCGCUACGAGGUGGCUGUGCCGCUCUGCAAACAAGCUCUGGAGGAUCUGGAGAAAACCUCGGGACACGACCACCCCGACGUGGCCACCAUGCUCAACAUCCUGGCACUCGUGUACAGCGUGCUUUUGGUUAACGAGGUGAGCUGUGGUGAGCUGUGGGUCUGUGUUCGUCAGGGUCUGGAUCCGGUCCAUCAGACGCGUGUGGUGGAGCUCCUGAAGGAGGACGGCCGGCGCAGCAGAGACGGUGUGUCCAGCGUGAAGUACGAGAGCGGCUCUGAGGCCGGCGAUGAAGUGAGUAUGGCUGUAGAGUGGAGCGGGGAUGGCAGUGGUGUUCUGCAGCGCAGCAGCUCUAUCGGGCGUCUCAGAGAUGUGCUGCGCAGAAGCAGUGAGAUGCUGGUGAAAAAACUCCAAUUAAACGCACCUCCAGACACACACAACAAAAUGAAACGCGCCGCUUCACUCAGCGUCCUGAACAAGACGGGCGACGAGUCCUUCCAGAAUCUGGGCGGCCGGCGGCUGAGAGACAGUCGAGGAUUGAGCUCCAGUAAUGUGGAUCUGUACAGCAGCAGUUAAACCAGUCCCGAGCGGCUGUUACCUGAUAAAGCCAUCAAAUACGCCCUCGUCAGGGACGCACACUAGUGAUUAGGAGUAGAUGGUGUCUUCUGGGUGAAAGGGAACUUCUGCUGCUGCUUUACUGUGCUCUCACUCUAUAUAUGUAGUGUAUGUUGACGUGGACGCGUCUGUUACAGAGACGAUCGAAGCGAACGCUGCAGCUGUUCCUGGUGAGCUUCUGCAGCUGCUCGUCUUCAGAGCUCAUUUAUGGGUCUGUUUCUCUCUGAGGGAAGGAUUUCUUUCUUUUCAUCUAGGUUUGGGUUCAUAGUGGAUUUUGAAACUCAUUAAGAAAAAAUAGAAUUGAAGAGAACUUACUGUGCUGAAAUAAUGAAGAUCACAUAAUGAUCAGCACACACGCGCACACUCGUUCACACACACACACACACACACACACACGCACACUCACACGCACACACACUCAC